Hemiscyllium ocellatum (epaulette shark) is the source of this 3160-nucleotide messenger RNA. RefSeq names its product L-lactate dehydrogenase A chain-like. Lineage: Eukaryota; Metazoa; Chordata; Chondrichthyes; Orectolobiformes; Hemiscylliidae. The coding region runs from base 284 to 1267 and encodes 327 amino acids. Gene Ontology annotation, cellular component: cytoplasm. The transcript is spliced from 8 exons. Gene Ontology annotation, biological process: carboxylic acid metabolic process. The record is from RefSeq and is a predicted model, not a curated record. Gene Ontology annotation, molecular function: L-lactate dehydrogenase (NAD+) activity.
UCGGUUACAUUGGCUGCGUAGCCCUAGAUUUGGAAGAACAGUCCAGUCCCGUCGGAACUUCGACAGAGACAAGUAGGCGCUAUAUCAUUGCAGCUGAAGGCGGCUGCUCUAUUGAGAAGGGGGGAGGGGGCUGCGCGAGGGAGGAGGAGAGAAUUUGGAGCGGAGAUUUCGGAGUUUGAAUAAAAACGGAGAGGAAGGAGCGGUUGGCAGGAAACAUCUUCAGAAGGUGAAGAGAGAGACGGAGAGUUUCGGUCUUUCUACGUUCACCUGUUAGUUUGAAACGAUGAGUUUGAAAAACAAAUUAAUGCACGAGGUGCAUGCUGACACUCCGAUGAAGGCAACAUCGAAAGUCUCAAUUGUGGGUGCUGGACAGGUUGGCAUGUCGUGUGCGAUUUCCAUUCUACAGCAGCAUAUCGCUGAUGAACUGGCUCUAGUUGAUAGAGUGGCAGACAAACUGAGGGGUGAAGCUCUGGAUUUGCUCCAUGGUAGCCUCUUUCUGAAAUCCAAAAUUUCAGCAGACACAGACUUUCUGGUUACGGAAGAUUCCAAGAUCUGCAUCAUCUGUGCUGGUGUGAGACAGGCAGUAGGGGAAGUCAAAAGGAGACAGCUGCAGAAAAAUAUAGCUAUCUACAAGGAGAUCAUCCCUCAGCUGGUUAAGCACAGUCCAAAUGCUGUUUUGCUAAUUGUUACUAAUCCAGUGGAUAUCAUGACCUAUGUCGCCUGGAAACUGAGUGGCUUCCCAAAGCACCGUGUGAUUGGCACAGGCACAGACUUGGACACUGCUAGAUUUCGCUUCUUAUUGGGUGCAAAGCUGAGGAUUAAUCCAAUCAGUGUCCACGCUUACAUCAUUGGUGAACAAGGAGAUGAAAGUGUUGCUAUUUGGAGCAGCGCAAAUGUGGCUGGUGUCAACUUGGAGUCGUUGGAUGAAAAGCUUGCAAAUGAACAGGGAGAUCAGAUCCAUAAAAAGGUUAUAGAAAGCACCCAUGAUGUCAUAAGGCUGAAAGGAUACACUUCUUGGGCUAUUGGUUUAAGUGUGGCCAGUAUUGUGAAUGCAAUUUUGAAAAACAUUCGAUCCAUCCACCUGGUGUCCAUCAAUGCAAAAGAUGAGCACAAUAUCACAAACGAUGUCUUUCUCAGUCUCCCCUGUGUCUUGGGAAUAACGGGAGUAUGUGGAAUCUUGAGACAACGGCUCAAGGAGAAAGAAGAAACAAAACUGAAAAACAGCGUGGAAAAUCUUUUGAAGAUCCAGCGGGAAAUCGCAUUGUGAACAAAAUGCUAAGUACGAGAGCCCACUCAGUGAUGGAAAAUCAGUGCACCAUCACUUAUCGGUGUCACAUUAUGUAAAGUGUAUAUUCAUUGUGAAUCUUAGUCAAGUUGUUUGCAGUGUACAAGUCGUGCAGAAAUUAGAAUGUAUUUUAGAUAUUGCGGAUUAGCGUAAUAUGAAACCCAAUAACUAAUGCAAUAAAUCAGAAACCAAAUCACAAGCAUGCUACCUUAACAGCGAGCUCCAAUUUGCUAUCCAUAUUACAGUUAAGAAAUACAGCAGCCUCGGAGGGUUAACGAUUAACAAAUGAUAAGGAUAUCCUGAAAACAGUAGUGUCCAAAUCGAAUCCCAUAUCUUAAAAAGUAAUAACACUUUAUAAAGGAGUGUACCAGACUUGAAUAACUAGAACAUUAAUAUUACUCCAGUAAAUGCAGUGAUAUAUGACUAGGUGCGAGUGUUUUAACAUUUAAGCUCCACUGCACCCUGUCUGCAAUCAGCCUCAAUGUAAAAAUUAAAGGAUGCUUUAAAAUGGAGGUCUUAACACCAAACUGUCAACUUGGCCAAAUGACCUCCAUUGUCUAAAUGUACCAGUUUUACUAAUGCGAUUGAAUCUCUGUGUAGUAACACAGACUGACCUUUGGGACGUAUUGUUCUUGUUUAUAAGCACAAUGCAGCAGCAUUAUAUUUGCACUGAAUCGGAAGUGAUAAUAAGAUUUUCCUCAUUGAGUCCAUGGAAGCUGUGCAGGGUACAUUUCAAGUCCACAUAUGAUUGCUGAAUAUUGUGUCAGGAAUUUAGCCAACUUAUUCUAAAUGUCAUGCUUUCAGCCAGUGACUAAACCAACUGAUUUUUGCUACAAAAUUGAGGUUUUUCAAUUGCUGCCUAAGCAACAAUGUGGAGGGAAAAUUGGCACCAAUUAUCGCAAAUUUACAGUGAAAAUAAAAAGCUGGAAAUACAUAGCUGGCCCCUCAACAACUGUGAUAACCACAGGUUAAAUAUUUCGCGUUAAUUCUUCCAUAUUUUCAGUUUUUAAUUGGAGGUUCCAGCAUUUAAAGUUCCCACUCCCCCAUAUGCAUUCCUGUCUAGGUUUCCACCCCAGCUUUCUGCUGACACUAACAGACUUGCUGCACUUCGGCAGCAUUCGGGAAAAAGGUGGCCUCAAGCACCAAUGGUUCAGAUUUCUGAGGCUGCUGGGUUGCUUCGGUAUACGGAAUCCGAAAAAAUCAAACAGCAUAUCCUUGUUCAGAAAGCACACUUUUUAAAACUGCUUUUUAAAAUUUCUGGGAAAGAGAAGGAAUGUGACAGUGUAGUCUUCCUCGACCAAUAUUUCUCUAAUCGUAACUCCCAGUUUGGAUGUUAAUUUAAGGAAUAGGAAAAUUUGCCUCAUUGCUUCAAACAUUCUAUUGCAGACUGCCCUUUGGUUAAUAAAUUGCUUACUUUUACGAAUUAUAAUUUCUACUUUGAUUUGAUUUAUUUAGUUAUCCUAAUCCUGUUGUUGACUUGAAACAACAUUUAUAUUUCCAGCAUUUAGAACGGGCAAAGGUAUUACCUAAACUGAAACAAAAGGAAGGAACAUUCAAUAUCCUCUUUUAUUCUGGAAUUGUGAAAGCCAGCCUUUCUUUUAAAAAAAAGCAAAAUCUGUGAAUAUAAGACAGUGCAUAUCUGGGACACAGUCAUUUCUAAAACAUUGUGUUAUCUAUUGCCAUGUGGGACCUGAUUCUAAUUCUGUGCAAGUGGAUGGAUUUUGAAUGAAUUAAAAUUUCACCCAUUAAAUCAGUCUUGGUGUUUGACUCUCAGUACAUUUCCUGUAAAGUUACUGAAGAAAUUCCAUACUAAGAUAUUUCUUCUGUUUUCACGUGAUAGAUUGUGAUUCAGUAGUGUGCAUCUUUCUUUGGUUA